UGUUUGGAUAACCCUUGCUCGGACACCACAGCUCUGACUUGUGUUGCAAGGCAAAUAUUUACCUAUGGCCUAAACAAAGUCAGCGUUUCAAAACUUUGUUCAAAAUACUACAUAACCCCAAGCCGUUUCCUUGAACUUGUCUCAGAGAAGGGAAGAUCUUGUGUCUGGUACCUAUGCAGGCUGUUCUCAGGAGACAAGCAGGAAGAAAAUGAAGCACCUGGUCUGCUUAAUGGUUUUGUACCUCAUUUCUGAAGUAGGAAGCUUUGACCUCGUUAUCGACGAAAUCCCAGAUGAAGUGGAAAACCUGAUUGACGUGGAAAUCGAGGGAUUCCCUCCAGUCUCCAAGACAAGAAAUGGCAGGUACCAGAGAAGCACAUCCGACUGGGGGUACGUUGAAGAUCUGGUGGAGGACGAUGACAAGAUAGGUCUUUACAGCUACAAAGUCCAAUCCACUAUAACCUCACGGUUGGCCAACACUAUGAUCCAAGCCAAAAUGGUGAAUAACGCAAAACGGUCCCAGCACAUAGUGUUUGAUGUACAAGUUCCCAAAGGAGCGUUUAUUGACAACUUUACUAUGGAUGUCAAUGGUAUAACAUUUACCAGCUCGAUUCGAGAAAAAUCUGAAGCCAGAAGAAUGUACUCUCAAGCAAAAGCCAAAGGCAAAGCUGCUGGAAUAGUGAGGAGCAAUGCCUUGGAUAUGGAAAACUUCAAAACUGAAGUGAAUGUGCCUCCGGGAACAAGGAUCCAGUUUGAACUUCACUAUCAGGAAAUGAUUCGAAGGAAACUGAGCUCCUAUGAGCAUGUUAUCUCCAUGAAGCCAGGACGCUUGGCAAAGCACAUGGAGGUGGAUGUCCGCAUUAUUGAGCCUCAGGGACUUCGCUAUGUACAUGUUCCCAAUUCCCUCGGAGAUCAUUUUAAUGGAAUCACCACCAUCUCCAAGGGAGAGAAAAAGGCUCAUGUUUCUUUCAAGCCAACGAUGGCUCAACAACGAAAAUGCCCCACGUGCUCUUCCACAGCAGUAGAUGGAAAUUUUGUGGUGCAGUAUGAUGUGAACAGAGAAAACACGGGUGGAGAAUUAGAAAUUUUUAAUGGCUAUUUUAUUCACUUUUUUGCUCCGGAAAAUCUUGAUCCUCUGCCCAAAAACAUUUUGUUUGUUAUAGAUGUCAGUGGCUCGAUGUGGGGACUGAAAAUGAAACAAACCAUCGAGGCCAUGAAGGCAAUACUGAGUGAGCUCCGUGCUGCCGAUCAGUUUUCUCUUAUUGACUUCAACCACAACGUCCGGUGCUGGAGAGAUAAUUUAGUCUCAGCCACCCCAGCGCAGGUUGAAGAUGCUAAGAAGUACAUCCAGACAAUCCAUCCCAACGGGGGCACAAAUAUUAAUGAAGCUCUUCUCCGAGCCACGUUCAUCCUGAAUGAAGCCCAAAACUUAGGCAUGUUAGACCCUAACUCAGUCUCCAUGAUAGUACUGGUUUCUGAUGGAGACCCAACAGUAGGUGAGCUCAAGCUGACUACAAUCCAGAAGAAUGUGAAGCAGAGCAUAAAGGAUGAAUUCUCUCUCUUCUGCCUCGGAAUUGGGUUUGAUGUAGAUUAUGAUUUCCUGCAGAGAAUUGCAACUGACAACCGUGGCAUGGCCCAGAGGAUUUUUGGAAAUCAGGAGACCUCUACCCAAAUGAAGAAAUUCUACAAUCAGGUCUCCACCCCGCUCUUGAAGAAGAUUCAGUUCAACUACCCACAGGAGUCGGUGUCAGACGUCACCCAAAGCAGCUUUCACAACUACUUUGGUGGCUCAGAGAUCGUGGUGGCUGGGAAGGUGGACACGGAGAACCUGCAGCACUUGGAAAGCAUCGUCACAGCGACAGCAGCAAAUGCAGAGCUUGUCAUGGAAACCCUGCGAGAUGUUGAAGAGCUGGAUGGUUUCAUGAAGAAAGACAAAUAUGCAGAUCCUGAAUUCACUAAGAAGCUGUGGGCCUAUCUGACUGUCAACCAGAUGCUGGCAGAGAGAAACACAGCCCCCACUGCAGCUUUGAAGAGGAACAUCACGAAGUCCAUCCUGCAGAUGUCCCUUGACCAUCAUAUUGUCACCCCCUUCACAGCCAUGCUGAUUGAGAACUCUGAGAAAGACGAGAUAAUGCUGGCAGACCAGCCCAAAGACCCCAGAAGGGGCUGCUGCUCAGGCACUUUGGGAUUAACUCCAAACGCACCUAAUAAUAAUAAAGGUAUCCCAGCCUGGGCCAAUGUCACAGCUGUACCAGUCAGCUUCAUGCCUGAGCAAAGGAGUCCUCCUGUGUCUGCUGUGAGCAUAAACAGAGUGGACAACGACCCACAUUUCAUCAUAUACCUGCCCAAGAGCCAGAGGAACAUCUGCUUUAAUAUCAACUCGGAGCCUGGAGAUAUCCUCAGCUUGGUUUCUGAUCGUGGUACUGGAGUUGUUGUCAAUGGGCAGCUAAUCGGGGCCAAGAAGGCAGAAAAUAAGAAACUCAACACCUACUUUGGCAAAAUCGGGUUUUAUUUCAAAAACAAAGGCCUGAAAGUGGAGAUCAACACAGAAAAAAUAACACUGAAGGAUGGAUCUUACAGCAUCGCGCUGACCUGGUCUGACACAGGACACAUCAUUCGGAAACAACUUCUCAUAUCGGUGAAGAAGGAAAGCAACGUCACUAUCACCGUGGGCGAGGAAAUGUCCUUCAUGGUUCUGCUGCACCGUGUGUGGAAAAAUCACCCAGUUAACGUUGACUUCCUGGGAAUCUACAUCCCCCCUGAAAACCAGUUAUCUCCUGAAGCACAUGGGCUGAUAGGUCAGUUUGCAUCUGAACCAGAAGUGUAUAUCCACCACCAAAGACCUGGGCAAAUUCCAGAGAAACCACAAGCCACCAUGGAAGUGAAAGGAAACAAGCUCACUGUUACCAGGGGACUGCAGAAGGACUACAGGACAGACCGUGUGUUUGGGACUAACGUGCAGUGCUGGUUUGUGCACAACAGCGGGAAAGGUUUCAUAGACGGCCAUUACAAAGAUUACCUCGUCCCCCACCUGUACAGCUUUUUGAAGAAACCCUGAAUGCUCAAGCACUAAACCAGUUUAUUACAAAAAAUUCUUCUCUGCUCCUACACACCCAGAACAGUAGUUGUCAGCCUACCAAGCCGGAUUGACCAAAGGUGACUUCACCAAUUCUUUUAUAAAUGAUCAGUGUUUCAAAGCGUUUCAAAUGUAACUCCCUUUUCUGUUAAAAAUAAAUAAAUCUGUAAUAUGGUGACGUGCUGGAUUGUAGUAGGUAUCUUGUACUUACCGUGUGUGAUUUGGUGGAUAUUAAACUCCAUUAAAAAUAUCAUCUACUUUGUAAUAUACAUUUCAUAGUAGACAUGUAUCAGCAUUGUGACUUCUACACUGGCUGUGGGUGUUAGCCACGCUACAGAACUUAAGCUCUUGCCUUGUCAAAGCACUGGGAAAAUAUAAGUUCAAGGACUGCUGGACUAAUUAAUACAAAAGGAACAAGGGGUCUGAAAUAGGUAUCCCAAGGAGUCUCCAGUCUUUAAGGAUGAGUUAACCAGUGGUCAGAAAUGUCAUUGAAAUGGCUGAUGCUGCCAUAUUGCAGGGAAAUAAAUUAGGUGAGCCCAAAAUACCUUCCAAACUUUGUUUAGUUUUGGUAAAAAUUUCAAUGUCACAGUGAAGUUCAUACCCAGAUAUAAAACUGAUAAAGUCAGAUAAAGAGCCUAGAAUUCAGAUGAUACAGAAAUCACCAACAGGACUAAAAGCUUCUCUUCCAGGCGGAUUAGUUCUACCAUUUCCUGGCCUGUAUGUGAAAAGCAGUGAAUAAUCAUUCUCUGUUCAACUCCACACAACUCAACUUUCCUAUUAUAUUCACUCUAACGUUUCAGGCUCUAGAAUGUCAGGUGCAAUUAUUUUCAGUGACAGAAAAGCUGUUCAGUUUUUUUAUUUAUCCUCAUUAGUCUCUUACAUGCCUCUUCUUACUCAGAACCUGUCCUUUGAGAAAAGGUAGAGCUGUUUACACAAUCCAGGUUGCUCAAACAGCAUGAAUUUACAGUCAGUCUUCUGUCUUCAGAUCCUUUCUGCAUGAUUCUCCAUUCUUUAGAUACUGCAUUACUGCUUGACUUGCAGUUAUGUCUGGAAUCCCUGGAAAGCCAUUUGGUUCUCCUGUGGGAGGUCAUUCCAGACAGCAGCUUGUUUCACUAAGCCUCUGCAGUCUUUCAGCCUUCCUGCAGGGGUCCCCUGGAAACCACGCAUCACGGUUCUUUGAGGCAAAGAAAGGGACAAGAAAUGGUGACUUUGCUGCUACUGACCCUGAACUUUAGACUGCAAUGUGACUGAUGUCACAUCACUGAAUGUGACAUCACAACAGCAUCCUGCCCUACGCAACCCUCAGCCCACUAAGGAAGGUGCUGAGUACCUCUUCUAAGAAAAAAAAAAAAUCAAGUCUCAUGAAAGGAUUUUUGCUCAAACACAGAAAAUUGUUGUGUUAGCAUGGCAAAAAAGUUCUACUCUUCCCAGAUGAGCAGACCAGAUGGUUACCUCUUCUCACCCUCCCCAGCUUCCUACAUCUCAGCUUCCCCCAAAAGCCACACAGCAUCAAACACAGCAGCUCCCCACAGCUAAGAUCUGCUCUGGAAGGUACAGGGGUAUCAGUUUUCUUGCCCUCAGGUUCCAGACCCACACAGUGUAAUCAGAGGCGGACUGAACCAUAAGGUGAUGGUUUGUAGUUUGCCUGUAAAAGAAAGACUUGCAUCUUUCUUUUCCACAAGUGAGGCAGUUACAGCAGUUGGACACACUUCACUGUGCUCUUCA
Molecule: messenger RNA, 4798 nt
Organism: Cygnus olor (mute swan)
Lineage: Eukaryota; Metazoa; Chordata; Aves; Anseriformes; Anatidae
Gene: ITIH2
Product: inter-alpha-trypsin inhibitor heavy chain 2
Exons: 21
Coding region: 209-3055 (948 amino acids)
Biological process (GO): hyaluronan metabolic process
Molecular function (GO): serine-type endopeptidase inhibitor activity
Source: RefSeq, a predicted model, not a curated record